AUGGUUCGCGAACUCCCCAGGGAGAUAGAUUCCUGCAUCGGCUCUUAUACCCAUCUUCGUGACUUUCCCCGCCAAGAUGAAGCCCUUCACAUGCUCAAGCGGAUCGCCUCCGUUGUCAAGCCCAUAAUGAGAGCUCGACACUGGAAAGUAGGGCAACUAUGCGAGUUUUACCCAGAUCAGUACAACCUCCUCGGCCUAAACUACAACAGGGGGCAGCGAAUCCUCCUCCGACUUCGAUAUGCCGGAGACAGGAAUCAAUUCUUGCCUUUUGAGCAAGUCAUGGACACCAUGCUCCACGAACUCUCUCACAUCGUCCACGGUCCCCACGACCAGGUCUUUCAUGCACUAUGGAACCAGCUCAGAGAAGAACUGGAGGGUCUGUUUAUGAAGGGUUACACAGGCGAGGGUUUCCUAUCCAAGGGCCACAAGCUGGGCGGCCAAGUGCCAUAUUCCGAAAUCCAACGCAUAACUCGCAUUGAAGCCGAAAGACGCAAGGCAGAAAAGGAAGCAAGCAAAAAGGAGGCCGGUCACAAACUAGGCGGCUCAAAGCCAGCCCCAGGUCGGAACAUCAGGAACAUCAUCGCCGAUACUGUCGAGCGACGAAACCGCACCGACAAGGGUUGUGGAAACGAGAACCGCAACGAGGAGGAAAUCCGCCAAAUAUCCGAGACCUGGAGGCGAAACGGCUUCAAGACCCAAGCCGAGGAAGACGCAGCCAACGAAGCAGCCAUUGCCCAAGCCCUCUGGGAACUCGUCCAAGAAGACGAAAAGCGGAAAUACGGCAGCUCUUACGUUCCACCGACAGCUGAAAAUCCAUACGGCAACGGCGGAGGAACUCUCAUCAACGGCGAAGGCUCAAGCAGCAACACUUACCGCCCGCCACAACGACCAAACAGCUACUAUCCACCACAACAACAACCAAACACCACCACCACCACCUACCCCCCACCCUCUUCCCGCUCCCGUCCAACCUCAACCCCAGUAUCCAAAGGCACAAUAACAGAGUACUACUCCCCCCAACCAGCCCCCCGUCCCCCACUAAUCGGCGACGGCUUCGCCGGUGGCCCGACAUACUACCCACCCCCCCACCAACCCGCCAGACCACCACCGCCAGUUCCCUUCACAACCCGGCCACCACCACCACCACCAGCUACCCCAAUCAUCCGAACCGUCUCCCCCCCUCCUCUCUCCGACAAAGAUGCCUACUGGGAGUGUCCAAGAUGUACCUACCACAACUCCCUCCAACGCCCCCAAAACUGCGAGAUGUGCGCUGCUCCCGGCCCGGCUCUUGAUCCUUCCUCUUCCAGACCACCCCGACCACAACAGCAACAAGAAGUAGUAGACCUCACCUCCUCCUCCAGCCCGCCCCUCCCACCCCGCAAGAGACACACGUCGCGCAGCAACCCCCCCGAGCAGCCAAACCCGCGAAGGAGCAGCAGGAACCCGUUUAGGAAUAGCACAUCCGCUUCGAGCAGUACGACCACCACCACCAAAAGGAACUCGAGUUCGGUGCCGUCAAAACUUCAACCGUCAUAUUGGGGGUGUUCGUACUGCGGGAACAGGAUGGAAAGCCAGUGGUGGACUUGCAAUGUCUGCGGGAAGAUGAAGGAUAAAUCCUAA
Podospora anserina S mat+ is the source of this 1620-nucleotide messenger RNA. RefSeq lists its product as uncharacterized. NCBI's taxonomy places the organism in Eukaryota, Fungi, Ascomycota, Sordariomycetes, Sordariales, Podosporaceae. The record is from RefSeq and is a predicted model, not a curated record. Bases 1 to 1620 code for a protein of 539 amino acids. The transcript has a single exon.